CCACUUUACCUUUGGCCUCGAUCUUUAAACCCAUCUGCAUGCGCCCUCCACAGAUUGAUUUCCUGUGUGCCUUCCAGCCGCUUCUCCGCCUGGGCUCGGAGGCCUCCAGCUUAGGGCCUCUCCAUCUCCUUCACAGCGACUCCGACCCCUUUCCUCCCCGUGGCCUCCCGAAUCCCGUGGACCUGCUGACCGCUGACUCCCUUUUCAGACUUCCUUUUGGCUUGGUGAACUGGUGAACCUUGUGUGGAGGAUCCCGUGGGCGCGGGGCCUGGCCCUCGGGAUGGCUGACCAGCGACAGACCUUGCUUGGCUCCCUGGGGCUUCUCUUCCUGCUCCCAGGAGUGGGAGCCCAGAACCACGCACCCCCCGGCUGCAGCCCGGACCUCAGCCCCCUCUACUACAACCUGUGUGAUCGCUCUGGGGCCUGGGGCAUCAUCCUGGAGGCGGUGGCCGGGGCGGGAAUCAUCACCACCUUCGUGCUGACCAUCGUCCUGGUGGCCAGCCUGCCGUUCGUGCAGGACACCAAGAAGCGCAGCCUGCUGGGCACGCAGGUCUUCUUCCUGCUGGGCAACCUGGGCCUCUUCUGCCUGGUGUUCGCCUGCGUGGUCAAGCCCGACUUCUCCACCUGCGCCUCGCGGCGCUUCCUCUUCGGGGUUCUCUUCGCCAUCUGCUUCUCCUGCCUGGUGGCACACGUGCUGGCCCUCAACUUCCUGGCCCGGAAGAACCACGGGCCGCGCGGCUGGGUGGUCUUCACCGUGGCACUGCUGCUGACCCUGGUGGAGGUGAUCAUCAACACCGAGUGGCUCAUCAUCACGCUGCUGCGUGCGGCGGGCGAGGGCGGCCCCACGGGCAACCGCAGCACAGUGGGCCUUGGCGUUGGUGGCGGCGUGAGGGCCUCGCCCUGCGCCAUCGCCAACGUGGACUUCGUCAUGGCGCUCAUCUACGUGAUGCUGCUGCUGCUGGCCGCCUUCACGGGCGCCUGGCCGGCCCUGUGUGGCCGCUUCCGGCGCUGGCGGCGCCACGGCGUCUUCGUGCUGCUGGCCACGGCCACGUCCAUCGCCGUGUGGGUCGUGUGGAUCGUCAUGUACACCUAUGGCAACCGGCAGCAGGACAGCCCCACCUGGGACGACCCCACGCUGGCCAUCGCCCUCGCCGCCAAUGCCUGGGCCUUCGUCCUCUUCUACGUCAUCCCCGAGAUCUCGCAGGUGACCAAGCCCGGCCCGGAGCAGAGCUAUCAGGGGGACAUGUACCCGACCCGGGGCGUGGGCUAUGAGACCAUCUUGAAGGAGCAGAAGGGACAGAGCAUGUUCGUGGAGAACAAGGCGUUUUCCAUGGAUGAACCAGCCGCAGCGAAGCGGCCAGUGUCCCCCUACAGCGGCUACAACGGGCAGCUCCUCACGAGCGUCUACCAGCCCACAGAGAUGGCCUUGAUGCACAGGGGCCCGUCUGAGGGCGCCUACGACGUCAUCCUUCCGCGAGCCAGCGCCAACACUCAGGUGCUUGGCAGCGCCAGCUCCACGUUGCGAGCCGAGGACGUGUACGAGGUGCAGCCCCCCGCGCCCCCGGACGGCAGCAGCUCACAGGGUCAGUCCCCGCAAAAUAAAACGAGAUGGUAACGCCCUCUUCCCGGACCGCCACCACCUGAUGGCCUCUUUCCUCGUUUGUCGUUGAAGCUGGCUGGAGGCCACCGAUGGGGAGCAGUGGCUGAGGGGGCACUGGGCACCCCCAAUGUGAGGCUGGGGCUGUGUCACCACCCCCUCCUGCUCCCCACAGGAGUUCUGCAGCCCCCCUCCCCCAGCCUGCUCCCCUCCAUCGCUGCCUCUGCGCCCCCCGCAUUCUGUGCUCCAGAUGGGCCCCCUUGGACGCUGGUCCUCACCCAUGGACCUCCCUGGAUGUCCAGUGUCAGCAUGUUCCUCGCUGCGCCCAGGGCCAGCUCUGCUGCAGGGCCUUUGGGCCCAGCUCUGGUGAGGCUGGUUUUGCACCUCCUGCCGGGGUCCUGCCCCCUUGCAGACCCCAGAGGCUGCCAGGGCCAGGGGGUUCAUGCAGGGCCAGGAGAGACAUGGGUCCUCUGCAUGGCCAGAGGGUCCUGGGUCCCACCUCCCUCUCACAAACCCCCGUGUAUUGUGAUCCCUGGCUGGACCUGCAUUCCCGGACUAGUUCUGGCCUGGGCCAGGUGGACAGGAUGCAUGAAGAUGGGGGCACAGAGACGGUCUUGGGUGGGGGACAGCCAGGGUGGAACUUCAUGUCUUUCCCGCAGGGCAGCUUGGUAGGUUUACCUCACUGGGGCUGCCAUCCUCCCAGGCCUGUCCCAGGAGGAGAGUGGGGCGUCCUAGGGACACGCAUGAGGCUGGUACCCAGCACAGGAGGUGGGGGGCAGGCGCUGUGGUCUCAGGAAUAUCUGAUGCCUCCAGGGUACGGAACAGAGCUGGUGCAUCCCAGGGUGCUUCUCUGGGUCUCCCCUGGAGCUCGGGCUCCCCUCAGUACCUUCAGGGGUACAGAGAUGAUUGGGUGUCACUGCACCAGAGGUCGCCCAACCUCACCUCGUAGCCCAGUGCCAGCCUUCAGUUCCCCAUCACCAGCAGCUGUGCCUUUGACGCUGGAGGACUUCUCCAGAGCAAAACGCAGUGACCAGGCCCUGCAGAGAAGCCCCUGAGGGGGGUCCCUACAUUCACUGGUCUGUGACCUGGGGCUGCCCGAGUUCUGGGCGGAGCAUCACUGGCCCCCAAGAAAGGAAGGGGUGCGCUGAGCCCCAAACUCCCAAUCUAAGUUAGGGGUCUGUAGACCCCUCCCAGGGGCCAGAGGCUACGUCUCUCCCAGGAACCAAAACCCACGUGAGUCCUGCAGGAUGGGAGACUGGAGAGGUGCUGGGAGGGCCCCACCCCGGCCCGCUAGCAUCCCCCCUUGCCGUGCCAGGGCCGUGUCUGGGGGGAAGAGCGGCACCUUCUCGGGAGCCCACCUGUGCCAGAAGGAGCCGGAUGGGCUGGAAACGAGGCCUGAGAGGGACCCGGAGUUGCACACCCCAAACCGCACGCUCGGAGUGGGGACUGAGAACUGCAUACGAUUAAAUGCCGCCUCUGGCGGGGA
Sorex fumeus (smoky shrew) is the source of this 3083-nucleotide messenger RNA. It is a transcript of the gene GPRC5C, whose product is annotated as G protein-coupled receptor class C group 5 member C. Gene Ontology annotation, cellular component: plasma membrane; intracellular membrane-bounded organelle; signaling receptor complex. The coding region runs from base 281 to 1615 and encodes 444 amino acids. The record is from RefSeq and is a predicted model, not a curated record. Gene Ontology annotation, biological process: G protein-coupled receptor signaling pathway. Lineage: Eukaryota; Metazoa; Chordata; Mammalia; Eulipotyphla; Soricidae. Gene Ontology annotation, molecular function: protein kinase activator activity; G protein-coupled receptor activity. The transcript is spliced from 5 exons.